Molecule: messenger RNA, 1079 nt
Organism: Vicia villosa (hairy vetch)
Lineage: Eukaryota; Viridiplantae; Streptophyta; Magnoliopsida; Fabales; Fabaceae
Product: calcium-dependent protein kinase 10-like
Exons: 1
Coding region: 191-874 (227 amino acids)
Biological process (GO): peptidyl-serine phosphorylation; protein autophosphorylation; intracellular signal transduction
Cellular component (GO): cytoplasm; nucleus
Molecular function (GO): ATP binding; calcium-dependent protein serine/threonine kinase activity; calmodulin binding
Source: RefSeq, a predicted model, not a curated record
GUUGUGUUUGUUUUUUGACUCAUCAAAAAGGUGGUUGUUGUUAUAGUCAAAUAAAAUCCUAGUCAAAUAAAAGCUUCUCUGCACAAGAAAAGCAACUACUUCACAUAUUAGACUUUUUUUUUUCGUCACCGGAGAAUCUCAUCGCCGGCAAACUACCAGAAUUCUCCGAUUUCAUGUUUUAAUUCUAAGCAUGGGGAACUGCAACGCGUGUUUAAAGUCAGACGUAGUCGGUUCAGACCGGAAAUCAACCGACCCGAACCGGGGUAAAAAAGGAAGAAAAACCAAACCGAACCCAUACUCCGACGAAUCGUUAAACUCAUCAGCAACGAUUCGUGUUCUAAAGGAUUCAAAUCCGCGAAACCGAAUCGGAGAUAAAUAUAUACUAGGCCGUGAGCUCGGUCGCGGUGAAUUCGGUAUAACGUAUCUAUGUACGGACAAAGAGACGAAGCAGGAGUUGGCUUGCAAGUCGAUUUCGAAGAGGAAGUUGAGGACGGCGGUGGAUGUGGAGGAUGUUCGGCGGGAGGCGGCGAUCAUGGCGACGUUGCCGGAGCAUCCGAAUAUUGUGAAGCUGAAGGCGACUUAUGAGGAUGAUGAGAAUGUUCAUCUUGUUAUGGAGUUGUGUGAAGGGGGUGAGUUGUUUGAUAGGAUUGUUGCGAGGGGGCAUUAUAGUGAACGCGCUGCGGCGAAUGUUGCGAGGACUAUUGCGGAAGUUGUGAGGAUGUGUCAUGCGAAUGGGGUUGUGCAUAGGGAUCUUAAGCCGGAGAAUUUUCUUUUUGCUAAUAAGAAGGAGAAUUCUCCGCUUAAAGCUAUUGAUUUUGGCCUCUCUGUUUUCUUCAAGCCUGGUAUUGUUUUGUAUUCUAUUGUUUAUUGUUAAUUGAAAGUUAUUUACGAGGCUAUUUAACUGGUUAUGAUUAAUCUACUUAAUAUAAAUUCAAGGUUGUAAUGAUGACAACCUUUGACACAACCCUAACCCUAAAUCCAAUGUGGCAUGAUAUUAGAAAUCUUAUCCAAUGUGGCAUCAUAUUAAAAACCUAUUAAAAUUUUAAAUUUUCAUCACUUUUUAUUCUUCACACCAUAUC